ACAGUCAAUCUAACGUAUCCCCUUAGAAAACUCGAGCCGCUGCGUAGAACAUGAAAGGGGCGCGCGCACGCCUUCAUCCCCUACUAUCUUGACCUGUUCUUCGCAUGGGUCAACACGCGAACCAUCGAGAGGUGCGAUUAGAUCGUAAAUGCGACUGCUCUUUCCCUCGUUUCUAUCCCUCUCUGUGUUUAUAUCGAGGAUGUGGAAGUCGAUAAUUAGUUCGCGUUUGAGGCUUUGCUUCUUUAUGAAGUGCAAAGAGAUAUGAACUUGUAUAACUUGUAUUUGAUUAGAUUCACCUAGGAGUUUCUUCGAUCAGUCUUGGUUACAAAUCUGACGAUUGUUUAUUGUUCUCCGAAGAGGGUGCUUCGUGUUGUGUGAUGCACAGUGAAAGAGUUGUCGGCGCGACACUUGUCUUUUCGACUCGCUGUCGAGAAAAUGCUAUAAACUCGAGAUAUUUUUGAGAUUAUUUUGAUAUCGCUGUCGUCGUGUUUCAAGCGAAAAAAAAAUAAAGAAUUUUUUGAGAAAUAUGUCUCGUAUAAAUUGACGGUGUUUAUGAAUACGAUGAGGGACGAUGCAUCGAUAGGUUUUGUGCUAGGCAGCGCGUGAAUUUCACGCAAUUUAAGAACAGAUUGGAUCAAAGUGUUACAAUUGAGGAACGUUGUAUCUCACUUAGAGUGGAUAUGGUAACUAUGAACUCCGAAAAAUCGGCAUGUCGCCGAAAACCUGUAGAGAAAAGUAGCAGCAGCAGCAGCAAGAAAACGACCGAGCAUAUCGAAGAAGUAGAUAAAAAGGAUGAGGAUGCUCACGCGAAUGAUUCCCCGGAUUUAUCUCCCAACACUCCCACAUAUAACGUCACUGCCUCUUGCGCCGAAGAUACCCCUAAUUACCUUGUCUACAAAAAGAUGGAAUCGAUUGUAGAAAAGAUGUUGGAUGAAUUUACCGGUGUACCCGUAAAAACAGUUAAGACUUUCAUGACGAAGACGCCGUCUGUUUUUACAGGUACAGAUCUCAUAGCAUGGAUGAUGAAGAGCAUGGAUAUAGAUGAUCAAGAGGCUCUUCAUGUGGCUCAUCUUAUGGCAUCUCACGGAUAUUUUUUUCCUAUCGACGACCACUGCCUUACCGUAAAGAAUGACAACACAUUCUACAGGUUUCAAACACCGUAUUUCUGGCCAUCGAAUUGUUGGGAACCCGAAAAUACUGAUUAUGCUGUCUAUUUAUGCAAAAGGACGAUGCAGAACAAAACGCGCUUGGAAUUGGCGGACUACGAGGCAGAGAACCUGGCUAGAUUGCAAAAGAUGUUUUCGCGAAAAUGGGAAUUUAUUUUUAUGCAGGCGGAAGCACAAAGCAAAGUCGACAAGAAGAGAGAUAAGUUGGAAAGAAAAGUCCUGGAUAGCCAAGAGAGAGCCUUCUGGGAUGUACAUCGGCCAAUGCCUGGAUGUGUAAAUACCACGGAAUUGGAUAUUAAGAAAGCUUGUCGUAGUUACAAAUCUGUCAUACAACCAAGUAAGCAUUUGCAUCUGGGAGUCGCGGGUGGUAAAAUAUCACCAUCUGUAGAAUCGAGUGCGACCUCAUCGAUAGAAUUUUUGCAGAAGGAGAUCGAGACUCUCAAAGAUAGACUGGACAAGCCUGUCAUCAAGGUCUCGAAAGUAGCCGAAGCAUUGAUUGGAUACUUUGAACAAUACAUGGAAUACGAUCCCUUUUUCACCCAACCCGAGCUCACAAAUCCAUGGAUAUCCGAUAGCCCAGAAAUGUGGGAGCAGGAAAAAUUAGCGAAAGAAAUAUCCACGAGAAGAGUAAGGAGAUGGGCGUUCAGCCUUCAAGAACUCCUACAAGAUCCCGUUGGUAGAGAACAAUUUAUACGCUUUUUAGAUAAGGAAUUUAGCGGUGAAAAUCUCAAAUUUUGGGAAACCGUUCAGGAAUUGAAAACUUUACCGCAGAAAGACGUCCAGAUAAAAGUCGAAGAGAUAUGGCGUGAAUUCUUGGACACGGACGCGAGCUGUCCCAUUAACGUCGAUUCUCGAUCUUAUGAAAUUACCAAAAAACAUCUUGAAAAGCCGGACCAAUGGUGUUUCGACGUUGCUGCGGCUCAUGUAUAUCACCUGAUGAAGAGCGACAGUUAUUCGAGAUAUUUACGCUCGGAAAUGUAUAAAGACUUUCUUAAUGGAUCCAAGAAAAAGACUUCUGUAAAAGGCAUUCGUUCUAUCGUCUCCUUCACAGGACGAAGAGACACAGCAACUUCGUAACCUGCCACUUUCUAAUGCUUCUUAAUAAUAUUGUACAUCUCUACUUAUUAUAAUUCUAUUUUCUUUUGUCUCUAUCAAAACUGCACAAAGCUGACAAGAAAAGUAGAAGAUCUAAAAAAGUGCUUUCUAUUUAGUUUUAUCUUACGUUAUCGAAAAUUAAAUGUAAUUAAAUACUUUAUACCAAUAAUAUACGAUAAUCAUAAAUUGCUUAAAAUCUUAUCAAGAAAUCGCAUGAUUUUCGAAUCUAUUACAAUAAAGGAUUGAUUACAUAUCAA
Messenger RNA from Pogonomyrmex barbatus (red harvester ant), 2518 nucleotides. It is a transcript of the gene RSG7, whose product is annotated as regulator of G-protein signaling 7. Gene Ontology annotation, molecular function: GTPase activator activity. Gene Ontology annotation, biological process: regulation of G protein-coupled receptor signaling pathway; intracellular signal transduction; positive regulation of GTPase activity. Lineage: Eukaryota; Metazoa; Arthropoda; Insecta; Hymenoptera; Formicidae. Gene Ontology annotation, cellular component: neuron projection; cytoplasm. The record is from RefSeq and is a predicted model, not a curated record.